AUGCACUCUUCCCGCCGGCUGCGAUACCGUCAAGUUGUCGACGACAUUGUAGAGACCCUGAUCGGCAUAGCCAUCGACCCGCGACUGAUGCCUGCCCCAGCCGCCAUCGCCUCGACCGCCUCCGGGAGCGACCUGGCCCGGACCGUCCGCUCCUCCGCCUCGACGCCGUCGCUGCGCUCUCGCGAUGGCACCGUCCCCAUGCAUGCGAGGAUGGACCCGGGAGGGAAUGUCAGGGUUGUGGUUCGCGUGAGGGCGUUCCUGCCUAGAGAGACUGACGCCAUCCAUGAUGCCACAGAGAUAAGCAGAGGUGCAGAAUGCCUCAUUGAGAUGGACCCCCUGACGCAGUGCACGACGCUGCUCGUGCCUGACGGGGCGGACCCCGCGAACUCGAGGGCCAAGUCGCGCAAGGUGAUCGAGGAGAAGUCCUUUACGUUUGACAACUCGUUCUGGAGUCACGACCGCAAGGACAAGCACUAUGCAGAGCAAGAGGACGUGUACAACUGCCUCGGCGAGGAGUUCCUCGACCACAACUUCGAGGGCUACCAUACUUGCAUCUUUGCCUACGGCCAGACGGGUUCCGGCAAGAGCUACACCAUGAUGGGCACGCCCGAUCAGCCCGGCCUCAUCCCUCGGACGUGUGAAGACUUAUUCCAGCGCAUCGAAGCGGCGCAGAACGAGACGCCCAACAUCAGCUACAACGUACGGGUCUCCUACUUUGAGGUGUACAACGAACACGUCCGCGACUUGCUCGUCCCCGUCGUCCCGAAUCAGUCGCCUUACUACCUCAAGAUCCGCGAAUCGCCGACCGAAGGACCAUACGUCAAGGACCUGACAGAAGUGCCUGUGCGGAGUAUCGACGAGAUCCUUCGAUACAUGAAGAUGGGCGACAACUCCCGUACAACGGCUUCGACAAAGAUGAACGACACUUCCAGCCGGAGUCAUGCCGUGUUCACAAUCAUGCUGAAGCAAAUUCACCAUGAUAUGGAGACCGACGAGACCACGGAGCGAAGCUCGCGCAUUCGACUGGUAGAUCUCGCCGGCUCUGAGCGGGCAAAGGCCACCGAAGCGACUGGUCAGCGCCUCAGAGAAGGCAGCAACAUCAACAAGUCGCUUACGACGCUGGGGAGAGUCAUUGCGGCCCUCGCAGAUCCCAAGCAGAGGGGCGGGAAGCGCGGCGGUAGGGAACAGGUCGUGCCAUACCGAGAUUCCAUCUUGACUUGGCUUCUCAAGGACUCGCUCGGAGGUAACUCCAAGACAGCCAUGAUUGCUUGCAUCGCGCCUUCAGACUACGAGGAGACACUCUCGACUCUCCGCUACGCCGACCAGGCCAAGCGCAUCCGCACUCGUGCCGUGGUCAACCAGGACAGCAUUUCUACAGCCGAGCGCGACGCCCAGAUCGCCGCCAUGGCCGAGGAGAUCCGGCAGCUGCAGCUCUCCGUGUCCGACUCGCGAAGAAGGGAGAAGGAUGCGCAGCAGCAGGAGGAGAGGCUCGAGGAGUACCAGGGCCGCGUGGCAGCGAUGCAGCGCAUGAUGGAGGAGAAGAGCAUGGUGGCGGAGGGCAAGAUUCGCAGCUUGCAGACCGAGAACGAGGCUCUGAGGCUGCACCUCAAGCUGGCCUUGGAGAGUCUCAAGAACCCGAUCCCCCCAGUCACCGUCCGCAACACGCCCGAGCCGACUGCGGCGCAAGAGACAGUGCGGAGCGUGGAGAAGGAUGCAAAUAUCGAGGUGGCGGAAGACAAGGAGAACAAAGGAGUCGACGAGGCCUAUUACGACGACAACGACGACGGCUAUUCCUCGGGCGGAUACGAGGAGGACGCGGACGACUUGCAAGAUUACAUGCAGGAUCUGCUCAAGGACCUCGGCAUGUUUAGGCGGAAGAUUGGCGACGACAAGGGACGCUUUCUCGACGAAGAGAGCAAUCGGAGACCGCUAGGGGUCAGGACGAACGUAUAG
This is a messenger RNA of Thyridium curvatum, 1953 nucleotides long. RefSeq lists its product as uncharacterized. Gene Ontology annotation, biological process: microtubule-based movement; mitotic spindle organization. Gene Ontology annotation, molecular function: microtubule binding; ATP binding; microtubule motor activity. NCBI's taxonomy places the organism in Eukaryota, Fungi, Ascomycota, Sordariomycetes, Thyridiales, Thyridiaceae. The transcript has 2 exons. The record is from RefSeq and is a predicted model, not a curated record. Bases 1 to 1953 code for a protein of 650 amino acids.